This is a messenger RNA of Toxotes jaculatrix (banded archerfish), 1001 nucleotides long. Its product is annotated as elastase-1-like. Gene Ontology annotation, molecular function: serine-type endopeptidase activity. Gene Ontology annotation, biological process: proteolysis. The transcript is spliced from 8 exons. Bases 103 to 909 code for a protein of 268 amino acids. Lineage: Eukaryota; Metazoa; Chordata; Actinopteri; Toxotidae. The record is from RefSeq and is a predicted model, not a curated record.
AGAACAGCCACACUUUUCCACAGCAGCUGAAGGUCAAGUUGAGGUAUAAAAGAAAGAGAGAAGCAUUCAGUCCGUGCAGGAACAUUCGGAUGCACAGCAGAUAUGCUCAGGUUUCUGGUGUUGACAAGUCUCGCAGCCGUGGUGCUGGCUGAGCUGGAGCCCCAGCCCAGGUACCUGGAGGACAACUUUGAAAGGGUUGUGGGAGGAGAGGUGGCCAGACCCAACUCCUGGCCCUGGCAGAUCUCUCUUCAGUACAAAUCUGGCAGCAACUAUUACCACACAUGUGGAGGAACACUGAUUGAGAAGGGCUGGGUUAUGACUGCUGCUCAUUGUGUGGACAGCAACAGGAUCUGGCGCGUCGCUCUUGGUGAACAUGACCUCAACGCCUACAGUGGCAGCGAGCAGAUCCUGGAAGUCAGCCGUGUUUACAUCCAUCCCAAAUGGGACUCCGAGAAAGUGUCUAAUGGGUACGACAUUGCCCUGCUGCGCCUGUCCUCUGAUGCCACCCUGAACUCCUACGUCCAGCUGGGCUCUCUGCCUCCCUCCGGGCAGGUUCUGCCCAACAACAACCUCUGCUACAUCACUGGAUGGGGACGCACCUCCACUGGUGGCAGUCUGUCCUCCCAGCUCAAGCAGGCCUAUCUUCCUGUGGUCGACUACCAGACCUGCUCCAGCAGUGGCUGGUGGGGCAGCACUGUCAAGACCACCAUGGUGUGUGCUGGUGGUGGUGCUGAGUCUGGAUGCAAUGGUGACUCUGGUGGCCCUCUGAACUGCCUGGUUAAUGGAAAAUACUAUGUCCAUGGUAUUGCCAGCUUUGUGUCCAGUUUUGGAUGCAAUUUUCCCAAGAAGCCCACUGUCUUCACCCGCGUGUCCGCCUACAUCGAAUGGAUGGACUCGAUUAUGGUGUAAGGACAGAGACCAUACUCAACCAUGUUUUCAUCCACUGCGCUUCUUCGCUCGUCUGGCCUCAAUUCACAAAAAUAAACCUGAUUGAAAUUUUG